Stylophora pistillata is the source of this 1677-nucleotide messenger RNA. RefSeq names its product gem-associated protein 6-like. The record is from RefSeq and is a predicted model, not a curated record. Lineage: Eukaryota; Metazoa; Cnidaria; Anthozoa; Scleractinia; Pocilloporidae.
UUGAGUUUUGUAUUUGAUUGGUUGAGCAAAUACUCUGGCCGAGUAGUUGUUUAGGUACUCUAGAUCGAGAAGCGCGUAACCGAUCGUUAGAGCAACGGUUAGGAUAUUUUCCUUUAAGUUACUUGAUUCACUCAUAACUUAACCAAUCCAUCCAAUGAUUCAUUAAAUCAAUACGUUUUUUUAUUUGUCCUCUUUUUUUGUUCUUGUUCUAGGAGUCUCCACAUUGAUUAUUAAUGGUUUGGCGAUUUUCAAACCAAUGUUAAAGUAGAUCUGAACUUGUCAAUGCGAGUGAAUGAGCAAUUUUAUUGGGAAAAGUGCAUCUUUAUUGACUCUGAAUUGAUCUGAAAACAGUCUGUUGCCAUAGAUGAACCGACCUGUUUCCCAAUUAGUAGCUCAAGUGUUUACCCUUCACAGCCUAACGUCAGUCUAUAUAUUUUCCAUAUCGUUCUCUAUUCCUAUGGCACUUAAAAGGAGAAUUUGUAAUGAGAAUUGAACUGAGUGGAGUGCAAUUUGGUCUGAAAUCGUAUGCGUGAUUUCAAAAUCGAUCGAGCGGCUAAUGGAUGGGUGAAAUAAGAAUGAAACUAUCCUAAUGUUCGUAACAAAAACUGCAUUGAUUCUGAUUAAAUCAUACCAUAGCUUUAGCUAACGGAAGGUUUCAUUCGCUAAUCCCAGGUUUUUUCUUUUUUUCAGAACUCCAAGUACAACUGAAUAGAAGAUAUCUUGGAUAUCGAUCCAAUUGAUGUGUGUUUCUUGUUUGUUGUUCACACGGUUGACUGCAUGCUCACUCCGUAAAGAUCUUCCUUCUGCUCGAAUCAAAACUUAUAGCAGACAACAACCGCCUUGAGGUUUUUUUAAAAACAGGGAGACUCAGGACGAGGAGCCGAAAUACGUUUCUAAUAAAUAAAGGGACUGUUUUUUGUGUAGCAGAGUUUCGAUCAAUGGAGACAAACGAAAAGUGAGAAGGCGAAGCUGGCGGCAGUAUGGCUGCAUUUUCCCUUCUUAUAACCGCUGAGCGUCUUUCGCUAAUCGUUUCGCCCACCUCUACUGACCGAGAUAGUAAUAGAGGGGUUAGGUUCUAUUUCCCCUCUUAAUAGGUCAAAGUUUGAUUGUUUAGCGUUUUUCCAAAACCCAAUUUUUGCGGGGUAGGACAGGACUCCUUUCGGACGCUUCUGCUUCUGUCCCUUCGGAGUGGCCUAAGGAGCUUGGGAACGAAUCGUCUGCAAUUGAGCGUAAUGGCUGACGUUUUAAGGAAUGUUGAGAAUUCAUCGACAGGAAAAUGACUAUUUGUCUUUGCGACAACAGUAGGAGAGUAGGAUGGGUACUUGCCAUCGACUCAGUGACAUACACCGCGGUUCUACAAGAAAGAACGGAGAACUUAAAUUCCAAGAAGCAGACUUUGUUGUGGGACAUACGAUCACGCUCGUUAGUUCCUGUAACUGAGAGUUCAGAAGACAGUGCCAUAUUGUCGGUAAUGGCAGGUCUUCUUGUGGAAUCUCCGCAUGAUUCUGAAAGCUGUAGAUGUAGCAAUGAAAUCGUGUCAGAUCGCAUUCAGAAGCUUAUACGAGCUCGGAAAGAUAUGAUUGACUAAAAAUGCUCUACUGAGAUAUUUUGAACCAAAUAUUGCUCCUAUUGAUGGCUUGAAAUCUGGGUCUUUUUUUACUUGUGUUGCAGUGGCAA